Octopus sinensis (East Asian common octopus) is the source of this 942-nucleotide messenger RNA. RefSeq names its product casein kinase I-like. Gene Ontology annotation, cellular component: nucleus; cytoplasm. The record is from RefSeq and is a predicted model, not a curated record. The coding region runs from base 1 to 942 and encodes 313 amino acids. The transcript has a single exon. Gene Ontology annotation, biological process: signal transduction; peptidyl-serine phosphorylation. NCBI's taxonomy places the organism in Eukaryota, Metazoa, Mollusca, Cephalopoda, Octopoda, Octopodidae. Gene Ontology annotation, molecular function: protein serine/threonine kinase activity; ATP binding.
AUGAAUGAUAAUGACAAUUUAAAAUCUGACUAUGUUGUGGCUAAUCGAUACAGACUAAUAAAAAAAAUCGGCAGUGGCUCAUUUGGAAAGAUCUAUUCGGCCCAUGAUUCAAUGACUGGACAUCAAGUAGCAGUAAAAGUGGAAAGCUCACAGUCGAGACACCCUCAGCUCCAUUUUGAGAGCAAAAUCUACCGUUUUCUCCAAGGAGAUCCAGGAAUCCCCUUCUUUUGGGACUACGUGGAAGAGAACUGUCACAAUAUUUUGGUUAUCGACCUUCUUGGCCCGUCGAUUGAGGAAUUGUUCAAUUUUUGUCAUCGCCGAUUCAAUCUCAAGACUGUGCUCAUGUUGGCCGACCAAAUGCUGGAACGACUUGAAUAUGUCCAUUCCCGAUGUUUUAUUCACCGAGACAUUAAGCCCGACAAUUUCUUGAUGGGUCCUGGACGGUAUUCGGACAGACUUUAUUUGAUUGACUUUGGACUGGCCAAGAAAUACAAAAGUGCGACCAGUGGGAUCCACAUUCCUUACAGAGAUGACAAGAGUUUGACGGGGACUGCCCGCUAUGCUAGCAUUAAUGCCCAUAUGGGGAUAGAACAGAGCAGGAGAGAUGAUUUGGAGUCCAUGGGGUAUGUCCUCAUGUAUAUGAUUCGCGGAAACCUUCCUUGGCAGGGAUUGCAGGCACCGACUAAGAAGGAAAAGUAUGAGAGGAUCUCAGAAAAAAAGAGGUCGACUUCCAUUGAGUCGCUCUGCCACGGAUUUCCUGACGAAUUUGCCCUGUACUUGAAUUAUUGUCGGUCGUUGCUGUUUGAGAAGAGGCCGGAUUAUAAUUAUUUGAGACAACUCUUUCAGAACUUGUUGAGGAGGAUGGGGUUCUAUCACGAUUUUAGUUAUCAAUGGACUACCGUCAAAAAGUGUUUUCCUGGUCCCCAGCCACACAUUCACUGA